Messenger RNA from Chroicocephalus ridibundus (black-headed gull), 1191 nucleotides. It is a transcript of the gene SAXO1, whose product is annotated as stabilizer of axonemal microtubules 1. The record is from RefSeq and is a predicted model, not a curated record. Gene Ontology annotation, cellular component: centriole; cytoskeleton; axonemal microtubule. Gene Ontology annotation, molecular function: microtubule binding. The transcript is spliced from 3 exons. Bases 1 to 1191 code for a protein of 396 amino acids. NCBI's taxonomy places the organism in Eukaryota, Metazoa, Chordata, Aves, Charadriiformes, Laridae.
AUGGCGCGGAUACCCAUGGAAGGCAUCUCGACUACCAAGAAAGAUUACAUAGCUCGUGAAGUGUUGCCACAGAGACUUAAACCACCUCAAAAGCCCGUCAAGAGUGAUGACAGUAUGGAUUUGACCUCCACUUACAAAGAAGAUUAUAACUCCUACCCUAUCUGUCAAGUACCUCCAUGCCUCCCCCGUGUGAUGAGACACAUCCCCAGCGCCAAGAUGGAUACAAUAUCCACUUACAACGAUGACUAUGUUCUAUGGAAUGAGCCAAAGACAGAGACGAUCAGACCAGAUGACAGGUUUCGCCCAUCAGAAGAAAAAUUUGACCACACAACCGUUGUCCGGGAUGACUAUCUCUACAGGGGACCAGUUGCUACUCAAAGCUGCAAACCUCAGAAUCUGCAGAAAAGCAAGGCUCCCUUUGAGAAUACAACCAAUUAUAGAAUGAAUUACGUGCCACAUCCUCUGGAGAAACUUUAUGUCCAUAAAUAUGAGAAAUACAAGGUCAACGAGGUUCCAUUCGAUGGCCUCACAACCCACAAAGUUUCUUACAAGAGACUGGCUGGUCAGCCAGCCAAACUGGCAAAGCCAUACCAGCCAAAGCUUCUCCAUGAUCUGCCAUUUUCCUCUACAACUGAGUUUCAGGAAAAGUACCAAGCUUGGCCACAGCCUCCUCUAUUCACCAAAAAACCUGAUGUAUAUCUUCCUCCUCUGGAGAAAAUGGACCUUCACACCACUACUCAGAUGCAUUUUAAGUACCCAAAUGGCAAGCCAGCCAAGAUGUGUCGAUCUUUGCUCCAGCUUAAAAAAAGUACUGAGCCAUUCAAUAGCUCUUCUAUAAUGAAGGAAGACUAUAAACCUUGGCUGUGCAAGAGACUAAAACCCAUCACUCAUGCUCCAGAGCUGACUUUCCCAGCACAACCAAUGGAUUGCUUGACUACCUUUCAGAACCAUUAUGUGCAUCAGCCACUCACAGUUACAAAGAGCUAUAAACCCGGCUGGUCAGGCCCAAAGCAUGACACUCUGCUAGAUGAUAAAACCACCUAUGCUACCAGCUACACACCAAAGGCCAUUGUUAAAUGCUUGGCUUCUUACAAAGACCCACCUGGUUACGUCUUUGAGGGAAGUGAUGCGGAUGGUCACAAUCUCUAUCUCCCUGCUUCCAAGAGCGAGUGCCUGCAAGGUGACCACUGA